GCCUCCCACCCCCGCGGUUCUCCCGGCCCCCCGCCACCAUGCACCGCUCACUCCGCGCCUGCCGCCGCCUCGGCAGCUCCGCUGGACUCCUGCUCUCCCGGCCGCCGCCCUCGCUGGAUCCCGCCGCGCCUCGCUGGAUCCCGCCGCCCCGCGCCGCCAUGUCCACUCAAGAGGCUUUUAGGAUAGAAUAUGAUACCUUUGGUGAACUCAAGGUCCCAAGUGACAAAUACUAUGGUGCCCAAACUGUAAGAUCGACAAUGAACUUCAAGAUCGGAGGUGUUUCAGAAAGGAUGCCAGUUCAAGUCAUAAGGGCUUUUGGCAUCUUGAAGAGAGCAGCUGCUGAAGUAAAUCAAGAUUAUGGUCUUGACCCAAAGAUUGCUAAAGCUAUUGUACAGGCGGCAAAUGAGGUAGCUGAAGGAAAAUUAAAUGAUCACUUCCCAUUAGUGGUGUGGCAGACUGGGUCUGGAACUCAAACCAACAUGAAUGUCAACGAAGUCAUCAGCAAUAGAGCCAUUGAGAUAAUGGGGGGCACCCUGGGGAGCAAAAAGCCAGUACAUCCAAAUGACCAUGUUAACAAAAGCCAGAGUUCCAAUGACACUUUCCCAACAGCAAUGCAUAUUGCUGCUGCCCAGGAGGUUAAUGAGGUGUUGUUACCUGGACUGAAGAAGCUACAGAAUGCACUUGAAGGAAAAUCCAAAGAGUUUUCCCAAAUCAUAAAAAUAGGGCGCACUCACACGCAAGAUGCUGUUCCACUUACACUUGGACAGGAAUUUAGUGGUUAUGUGCAACAAAUUAAAUAUGGUGUGGCUAGGAUUGAAUCAACCAUGCCCAGAGUAUAUCAGCUGGCAGCUGGCGGCACUGCAGUUGGCACAGGAUUAAACACAAGAAUUGGCUUUGCUGAGAAAGUUGCUGCUAAAGUGGCUGAACUGACAGGUUUGCCUUUUGUCACUGCUCCAAAUAAGUUUGAAGCUCUUGCAGCCCACGAUGCUCUAGUUGAACUCAGUGGAGCCAUGAACACGGUGGCGUGUAGUCUGAUGAAAAUAGCUAAUGAUAUUCGUUUCCUGGGCUCUGGACCGCGCUCUGGACUAGGAGAACUCAUCCUGCCUGAAAACGAACCAGGAAGCAGCAUCAUGCCAGGAAAAGUGAACCCUACCCAGUGUGAAGCUGUAACCAUGGUGGCAGCCCAAGUUAUGGGAAACCAUGUUGCCGUUACUGUAGGAGGAAGCAAUGGACACUUUGAACUGAAUGUCUUUAAGCCCAUGAUGAUUAAAAAUGUUUUAAACUCUGCAAGACUUCUUGGAGAUGUGUGUGUUUCUUUCACUGACAACUGUGUAGUAGGAAUUCAAGCCAAUACCGAGAGGAUCAACAAACUGAUGAAUGAAUCUUUGAUGUUGGUUACAGCACUGAACCCACAUAUAGGAUAUGAUAAAGCAGCUAAGAUUGCCAAAACUGCGCACAAAGAGGGGACAACAUUAAAAGAAGCUGCUAUAAAGCUGGGGUUCCUUACGUCAGACCAGUUUGACCAGUGGGUGAAGCCUAAAGAUAUGUUAGGUCCUCAGUAACUCCUGUACAAAAUAAAAAAAGUGUUCUUAAUAUUAAAAAAAUAAAUAUGAUAUCACAGAA
Molecule: messenger RNA, 1623 nt
Organism: Myiozetetes cayanensis
Lineage: Eukaryota; Metazoa; Chordata; Aves; Passeriformes; Tyrannidae
Gene: FH
Product: fumarate hydratase
Exons: 10
Coding region: 39-1562 (507 amino acids)
Biological process (GO): malate metabolic process; tricarboxylic acid cycle; fumarate metabolic process
Cellular component (GO): tricarboxylic acid cycle heteromeric enzyme complex; mitochondrion
Molecular function (GO): fumarate hydratase activity
Source: RefSeq, a predicted model, not a curated record